AGGUCAAUGUCGGUGAGAAUCCCUCCUCCCAGGAGAAGCCCUACAGGAUGUGACCCUGACAGGAAUCCUGAGUCCACUGGGACGGCUGUGAGUGUAGAGACUCCUGUCUCUCAGCUUCAUCUCUGUGAGUCAGUGAGUCAAGGAGUCCUCCAGGGGGCGCUGCAGUCUCACCUGAACACACAGGACUACCGACAUCCACACAAUCAAAACGCUGCCCGAGAGGUAGAGCAGCUCUUACAGAUGCAGGUGAAUGAGCUCCAGAAAGCUCUACACGAGCAGAAUGCACUACUCCACUUUUUGAAUCCAGGACUCAUUCUGUCCCCGACUUUCUUAACCCAGUACGAGGCUUAUUCACUAGCGCAGCAUCCUGAAACAGAUCUGGUCUCUCAGUCUGAUGGGGUGAUAGACUGCAAGAAGUGUUUUAUUAUCAGAGCUGGAGUGGAACAGGACGUCCCAGGCUGUGGUCCUCAGCUAACACGGUGCACAGACCACACGUCUCUACAGACGGUCAGUACAGAGCAGAAACGUUUGUCUCCCAUUAAAGAGGAAUUUAGCGAGCCGGGGGAGGAAGCAGGCAUGGUCAGUCCAUUUGGUGUCAGGAGAAAAGUGCCAAGGAAUCCAGAGGAAAGACCUAUUCGGCCUGGACUCAAAGAAACGGAGAAGACUUUUGAAGACUUUGUUGAAGAGCAGCUCAGAUUGGAUAAAGAUUUUAUAAAAAAGGAUAAACAGCUCAGAACGGCAGAGAAAAAGAAUUUCCUGCGUAAAGGCGAUGGACGAUCUAGGAUCAGCCAAAGUAAAGGUGAUAUCCAGAAAAUCCAAGCAGCCUCAAAGAUUCACAGACCCUCAACAUCAUGUCCUGUCCAGAACAGUGACCAAAGCAGGUGUAUGAACCGUAGCCCUCAGACUCGAGAAAGCAGCAGCUCAGCUCUAGAGAACCUGCUGUUAAAGAAAAAACGGAAAGCAGAAUUCUCUGAGCAGAAAUCUGGCCAGGAGAACCUACUGAGGAACAACGUUACUUCACCCCAUGCCAAAUCUCUGUACCUGAAUAACAAGAAACAUUCCUCUCCAAAAACCCAAGAAAUUUUCAAGCAGCCAAAUAAAACAAGAAGCACCAAGAUGCAAGAUGGAUGCGUUAUGCUUUCUGGCAGAAAAGUGGCUUCUAGGAUUCAUCUUCUUGAAGAAAGAAUUGGCUUCAAAACGGUAAACGAUCGCAUUGUCCGAGUGUGUGAUCUGGAGGAAGCAACAACCAAGACUCUAAGCUUGACGACUGAAAUAAAGAAGCUGUUCCUCCAGAGCUCUUCUGGUAGUGACAGCACCGGUGCUGAGGAAGAUCCCAAACCUCCAACAUCUUCUAAUCCCUCAGAUGAUAGGAUGGAUCAAUCCGACGAGGACUACGCCAGCGACGCUCCAAGUGACGCUGAAACGACCCCGGAAUGUCCACGUGCUACACGUUGCUUCUCAGCUCAUCUUUCCACUUCAUCUGGAUCUGAAGACGGGAGCGACUCUGAGCUUCAGCGGCUCAGCUGGUCUGAACCUCACAAAGACUCCUCGCAAAGAUCUCCAAAAGAGACCAGCACUGAGGCUACAACCUUCAGCACCAGGAGCUCGGAGCUUCUCGCUAGGAUUUUCCCUCAAGUGAAAUCCAAAACGGACAACAAGCUCUGGGAGACAGCAUCAGGAACACAGCACUCAGUGAACAGAAGUGAACCAGUGGAGAAAGUACAGGAAGAUCCCGGGUCGGAUAUCAGAGACGGAACAAGCGAUGACCUGAUGAUGGACAAGAUGAAAACAGAGCAGGAUAAAGCACUGAAUUUCAUCAGAUGUGAAAUGGACCAUUUUUCUAAUAGCGACAAAGACAGCGUGCAGAACUUCAGACCUUCAGACCAAACACCUCAGGCCUCAAGACAGCACCUUAACAAGACAGAGGAUCUCAGAGAGGAAGUCCAGUUUCUGAAAGAGCAGCUAAAGAGACGUGAGUGCGAGUGGUGGCAGGCUCACAGCGAGCUGCAGAUUCGAGUCGAUUCCCUGAGCAGAGAGAACCAGGAACUGAUGAAGAGUCAGCGUGUCGUUCAUGUUAGACCUCAGAGAUCCUCUGGCAGAUCCACACCUCAUCCGGACGCUCGAAACCUGCAGACGAGAAGACACUCGAGUCUUGAAUUUAACAAUUCCCAAGGAAAGGAUGAACAGAAAAUUUUACCUACAAGACGAGACUCGUCAAAUUCGAGGACUUCCACGGCGUCUCAGAGCCCGGAUGAUAGCGACACAAUCCUGUACAGUGAAUACAGAGAAAAGGGCUCGUGCAGAUCUCCAAAGAAGAACAUCGGGGCCGUGAUCAGAAAUUCGGUGCCCAAAGCAUUAAAGAAUACAUUGAAAUCUGGGAAAUCUGGAUCCUCUGAGUCUGAUUAUGGAUCCACAGAUAUGAAUGAGGAUUUGCUCAAUUCUGAGAUGAAGCUUAACAACACUCAAGUAGACACUAAAGCUGUAGUUAGAGAAGAAACUCGAUAUCCAGAUGGUAAGGUAGAACAGCUCCUGUCUGAUGGGUCACGUGUUAUUGUUUUCCGUAAUGGAACCAGAAAGGAGAUCGGAGCAGAUCAGAAAUCGAUCACGGUCACGUUUUUUAACGGAGAUGUCAAGCGUGUUCUGGCUGAUGGGACCACCGUCUACUAUUACUGUGACGCUCGGACGACUCACUCCAUUUACCCGUCCGGCUUGGAGGUUCUGCAGUUUCCAAACAAGCAAAUAGAGAAGCGACAUCCUGAUGGUACACGAGAAAUACUUUUCCCAGACGGAACCAUCAAGACCGUGUACGGCGACGGCCGACAGGAAAGCUCCUUCCCUGAUGGAACGGUCGUCAAGUUAGCAAAAAAUGGAGAGAAAACAGUGGAGUUCACCAAUGGCCAGCGUGAGAUCCAUACGUCUCAAUAUAAACAGAGGAUUUAUCCUGACGGAACCAUUAAAACUGUCUAUUUAAACGGAAGGCAAGAGACGAAAUACUCGUCCGGGAAGAUUCACAUUAAGAACAGUGAAGACGUCGUUAUGACGGACAGAAAGUGAAAGAAAACCCAUUGCUACAUUUUUCUACGAGAAGCUUGAUAUGUACAGUCGUCUUCAGAAAUAUUGGCACCCUUCAAAAAAAAAUUGGAAAAAUGACAACAAUGCAAUGACAGUGCCAUAAUACCAUGAGUACUAUGUUGCAGAAACAUUGGCAGCCUAAAAGAAACGCAAACAAUUCUCAUCCUUGGUGGGGAACCCUUACAUUUUGAAAUGUACUGUCAAAGUGUGUGAUGAAAUAUCAAUAUAUUUUACAAUAUAGCAUGAAAUAUAUACCAAUAAGAUAAUAAUUGCUUAAUUUAUUCACUUUUUUUACAAAAAAGAAAAAAGGAGGGGAGUAUUAUUUAACAAUUAAAGCUGGAUCAUUAUUCUGUAUGA
This is a messenger RNA of Tachysurus vachellii, 3429 nucleotides long. RefSeq names its product centromere protein J. The transcript has 17 exons. The annotation marks the transcript as partial. The record is from RefSeq and is a predicted model, not a curated record. Gene Ontology annotation, cellular component: centrosome; nucleus; centriole. Gene Ontology annotation, biological process: centriole elongation; cilium assembly. NCBI's taxonomy places the organism in Eukaryota, Metazoa, Chordata, Actinopteri, Siluriformes, Bagridae. Gene Ontology annotation, molecular function: tubulin binding.